Messenger RNA from Erpetoichthys calabaricus (reedfish), 3822 nucleotides. RefSeq names its product protein FAM219A. Bases 168 to 722 code for a protein of 184 amino acids. Lineage: Eukaryota; Metazoa; Chordata; Cladistia; Polypteriformes; Polypteridae. The transcript is spliced from 6 exons. The record is from RefSeq and is a predicted model, not a curated record.
UAAGGCUGCUCCCGGACCCGGAAAUGAGUCGUCGAGUCAUCGCUGAAGCAUCACAGCUGGGAUGAGAGAGAAAGAGGAGGUACCUUCGGAGAGUACUGUUUGGAAUUGAAGAGCGGAACUCGCGAAGACAGCAGUCGAAAGGACUAGGCAAUCACGGCACCACCAAAAUGAUGGAAGAAAUCGAUAGAUUUCAGGUGCCAACGGUCCACUCUGAGAUGCAGCCUCUGGAUCCAGCUGCGUCAUCAAUCUCUGAAGGAGAUGCAGACACUCAAGAGGCAGAAACUGUUUCCAUCAAUUACAAACCAUCCCCACUUCAAAUAAAAAUAGAGAAACAGCGAGAAUUAGCAAGAAAAGGAUCUCUUAAAAAUGGAAAUAUUGGAAGCCCAGUUAACCAGCAGCCAAAGAAGAACAAUGUUAUGGCCAGAACACGGUUGGUGGUCCCAAAUAAAGGAUAUUCAUCCUUAGACCAGAGUCCAGACGAGAAGCCUCUUGUUGCUUUAGAUACAGACAGUGAUGAUGACUUUGACAUGUCUAGAUAUUCUUCAUCAGGAUAUUCUUCUGCUGAGAUUAACCAAGACUUAAAUAUCCAAUUGCUGAAGGAUGGCUACCGAUUAGAUGAAAUUCCAGAUGAUGAAGACUUGGACCUAAUCCCCCCAAAAUCUGUGAACCCUACUUGCAUGUGCUGUCAGGCAACCUCAUCUACAGCCUGUCAAAUUCAAUAACUGUGCACCAAAGUUGGCUGGGGGGAGGAGAUAUGACACCAAGAGAGAAGUAGAUGGGUACUCCCAUCUUUUCUGCACAUUUGUUAGGGACAAAAGAAGAGCAAGAUUAGCAACAAGUGGUUCCUCCUAUGGUAGGACAUGUAAUUCUCUUUGUACAGAGCCAGGAGGAAUCCAACCUUGAGCAAACUGUAAUGUGGCAGGCUGAGUAUCAGGAAGGCAGGUGGACGCUCAACAGGUACAGAAAUCAAAUGUUAUUUUUCUUAUCCAGUAAUCAUACACAUUACCAUGAAGUGUGUUUCAUGUGUCAUAUUUCAUGAUUUAUGAAUGUGUACAGGCAUACUUUUUAUAAUGAUUGAGUUGUGUCCAAGACGAUGAUUACUGGAUGAAAACAGUGCUAUCGGAAGCAAGCACAUUUUCAACACAUAUACACACAUACAAGCCAAUAAUAUUGUUUGUGAUGCAAAAACUCAUAUUUUAAUACAGUACAUAAUUGUAUUUCUAUGUAUGGUUGUUUUAAAUUAAAGUGCAACAUGCCUUACCUUGGAAACACAGCAGAAAUAGAUGUAUAUACAAAAAUGACUUUUCAUAGUGAAGAUGUGACCAUUUAAGUGAUUUAAAUUGUUUUGUAUUAAAAUGACAAUUCCAAAUCAAAAUUAUAAGAAACAACAAUAUAUUUAAUACAUGUAGUUCCAAAAUCGACAAACAGAAAUAAGAUAUCUUUUACCCGAGCUGUAAUUUUGUUCACUGUCUGUGUGGCUUUGGGUUACUUUCCACUCCUGUGUUUACUUCAGUGAUCAGUUACUUGUGCAGAACUAGCAACAACCUACUGGAGCUCCAAUUUAUUUCCCAUGUCCACAAAUAUGCUGUUUAGACUGAAUAUAUGAACUAAUGUCUAAUCCAAGGGUGUUGUCAAUCUUCUGCAUCCAGUGUUUAUCCAAACCAAUAUAUAAAAUGAGUUGUCUUUCUUGACUCUAGUGCUGGUAGUACUGAAAUGAAUAUCCAAAUUAUUUUAUAUACCAGUCAUACAAGUCUGUUAUGAUGUUUUCAUCGAUAGUGAAUGCAUCCUUUUCCGUGCAGAAACUCACAGUGCUAUUUUUGUGUUAGUAAAAUGAGAAGGAACAAAAUUACAUUCAAUGCUUGCAGAUCAGAUUACCUUUCUUCAAUGUUUAAAGAAACCAUUAAAUCCAGUGCAAUCUCAUGGCUGCCCAGAGUUUUUGAUCACCUGAAUUUCUGAAGAAAUGUAAUAUACUUUAAAUUUUACAUGUAUUCUUUUGGCUUUGUUGGAACUGAAAGUUUUAAGUAUAUUAUUUCUUCAUUAAUUCUAUUUGUCUGUUCUUGCUGAGCUUCCAGAAGUUAGUCAAUACAUUUCUAUACUCAGCAAGCAGUUACUUGGCUGUCUGUUAGCAUUAGCAGAAUGCCAUGCAAGGCUCUGAAAGGCUGAAUUCUUUGUCAUUGCUCAUCAGUUGAUAUUCAUCUUUUAGUGGACUGAGACUUGAUUCUUACUGUUCAAAAAAGCCAAAACCUGCACAAUCUAGACUGCUUUGAGUAUCUUAGGUUGGAUUCUACUUGCUCUCAACUUUUGUGUUCAUGUAUUUUCAACAGCCGUUCUGGUAGCAUUUGUUAAAGGUUAGUGAAACACAAUAACGAUGCAGCUUUGGCCUCCUGACAUAUUUUGUUCAUUUUAGUAAUUUCUUCUCUCUUACUCCUGUACAGUAUAUGCAUAUCUUGCAAACAGAACCCCACUCAAGACAUAUUAGUAAAUAUAAGUAAAUCUCAUAAGGUACCUUUUGUGAAAAAAGGGUAGUCUUGCCUGACUUUUACAGGUUCAUCAUUUUUUCAUAUCUUGCCCUUUUUUUGUAGAUUCUCAACAGGGAUUGGAGUUUUUUUUAAUGUAUUUUUAUCAUAUCAUUUGGAGAAAAAAGCAAUCAAAUUGUUGUGUCCUUUUAGCAUAGAAGUGUGAUAAAACCAUAUGAAAUCAUAACAAAACAAUAAAUAUUUUUUACUGAGUAUGAUUCCAAUAAAAAAAAAACAAAAGAUUAUCUGAACCGUUGUAUAACUCAAUAAGACAAUUCAGUGCGACACUACUGAAUUUACUGGUGCAGUGUGAGUCUUGGUUCUAUUCCGUAAAUCAUUUUACAUACUUAAGUUUGUUUUAGCUUGUUCAGUGAAGACUGUUUCAUUGUUGUUAGAGUUGAGCUAUAUGAUUUUCAUGUCGGCUAUUAAAAAAUUACUUAUUUUGGAGGCAGGGGUGGUGGAGGAUUAUAGUGAUGGUGCAGCAUAGCUGACAGUCUUUUUUUAUCUUUUUUUAAACUUGUGUAUUGUGUCUUUAUCUUGACUUGCACCACAUCAUCUCUGGCUUCUUUCUUUUCUACUUUUUUUGCCUUUAUUUUCUUUUUCUUCUUUCGUUAUUUGAUGUGUUUGUGGAUUCUUAAAUUUACAAAGCUAUCUGUUGACAUUUACAGUCAUUUUCACCAAGGAGAAGAAACUGACAAAAUAAAAACCACAGGAAUACAAGCAGUAAAUGAAAACUACAAAACAAAUAUUAGAUUUUUUCUUUUAGUUCAAAGUAAACAAAAUAAAUGGAAAAAAAUCUGCAACUAUGUUAAGUGCCAUUGAGAAUUUGUGAUUUUCCUAUAAUAUCAAUCUAUUGACCUCAAAAUAAUUUUAGCAAUAAUUUGUAAUGUAUCAGCUCUUUACAUUUACAUUAGUCUGCCUUAAUUUUUCAGAUUAUUCACCUGCACAUUUAUUAAAAAAAUAAGCAAAUGUUUUGUUGAUAAGGCAAUUUGCUUAUGCUGGAUGUGCAUUAAUUGAUUGGUUGCAGGUUUUCUAAAUUAUCCAUUCCACUUAAUGUACAUUAAUUGAUAUGUUACAGGGUUUCUAAACUAUAAUCCAGUCCCCACUUAAAAUUUUUGGGGUGUUUUAUUUUUAUUUUUUUUUAUGUACUAUUUUCUUGCCUCAUGUUUGCUAAAAACUAGAAAUUUCUUAGGUAAACUAAGUCCAUCUUUACUGUUUCUUCACUACUUUUUCAAAUAAGAAACACAGUUUCUUCUUGUUCUGAAGAAACAGGUAUUCUUGUUAUAUUCUGUGAUUAGAAAAAAAA